GGAGGUGGACCUUGGCUUUGCCUCGCCGUCGCUGCCGCCGGGUCCCUGCAUCCGCGCCCCCAGCCUUGGCCCGGGCCCAGCCGCUCUCCCAGCCCUCCCCGCUUUCACCACCCCCGGGUUUCUGCCUUCGGGGCCCCGGGCGAAUAAUGCCGUCUGAGAGUGGAGCUGAGAACCUGGACCGGGCGGCAGCGCAGGCGGGGACGGCUGCAGCCUCGGCAGUGGCCAUGGCUGGGGCGGCCGGCGGCGGCCCCGACCCGGAGGACUCCUCGGCCUCCCCGGGACGGCACCAGAGUCGGCUGGGCUGGCCACAGGUGCAGCGGCUGGACGCGCUCCUGAGCGAGCCGAUCCCCAUUCACGGGCGCGGCAACUUCCCCACGCUGAGUGUGCAGCCCCGGCAGAUCGUGCAGGUGGUCCGCAGUAGCCUGGAGGAACAGGGAUUGCAUGUACACAGUGUGCGACUCCAUGGCUCUGCCGCCAGCCAUGUGCUGCACCCUGAGAGUGGUCUAGGCUACAAGGACCUGGACCUGGUGUUCCAGAUGGACCUCCAGAGUGAAGCAUCCUUCCAGCUGACCAAGGCAGUGGUGCUGGCCUGCCUGCUAGACUUCCUGCCAGCGGGAGUGAGCCGGGCCAAGAUCACGCCACUGACACUUAAAGAGGCUUAUGUGCAGAAGCUGGUGAAAGUGUGCACAGACCUGGACCGCUGGAGCCUCAUCUCGCUGUCUAACAAGAGUGGUAAGAACGUGGAACUCAAGUUUGUGGACUCCGUGAGGCGUCAGUUCGAGUUCAGUGUUGACUCCUUUCAGAUCAUCCUGGACUCCCUGCUGCUCUUUGGCCAGUGCUCAUCCACACCCAUGUCUGAGGCCUUCCACCCGACCGUGACAGGGGAGAGCCUGUAUGGGGACUUUGCUGAGGCCAUGGAGCACCUGCAGCACCGUGUCAUCGCCACGCGCAGCCCUGAGGAGAUUCGUGGGGGUGGCCUCCUCAAGUACUGCCACCUCUUGGUGCGAGGCUUCCGGCCAAGGCCCAGCACUGACGUUCGUGCUCUGCAACGAUACAUGUGCUCCCGCUUCUUCAUUGACUUUCCAGAUCUAGUGGAGCAGAGGCGCACUCUGGAGCGCUACCUGGAAGCCCACUUCGGUGGGCCCGAUGCAGCCCGCCGGUAUGCCUGCCUCGUGACACUGCACCAGGUGGUCAACGAGAGCACAGUGUGUCUCAUGAGCCAUGAGCGCCGCCAGACGCUGGACCUCAUCACUAUGUUGGCCCUCCAGGCACUGGCGGAACAGGGCCCUGCUGCCACUGCUGCCCUGGCCUGGCACCGGCUAGGUUCCAAUGGAGUCGUGCCUACCACUGUCAAUUACUACGUGACCCCCAUGCAGCCUCUGUUGCCCCGGGCUCACUCCUAUCCCACCUGGCUGCCUUGCAACUGACUUGGUUUCUGGCCAGAAGGGAAUGGGCCUCCUGGGGUGUGGUGGGGUCACCAUGUUUGUGUGGAGCGUAUGACCAGAGACAGGCCUCCUGUGCCAGCUGGCCCAGCACUGUAGGGUUGGGCCUUUGAUUGAACAGACCAGACUUUCCUGUGUGAUGCCCCUGUGGGCUUAAAGCCAAGCCAGGGUUCUUAACAGGAGGACCUUUUGGUCAUUGCACCACACUUUUGGACUUGCAUGAUUGUGGGGCGCAGAGGCUACUUGUCUGGAAAAGACAAAGCCAGCUGGAGUGGGAGCCUCAAUGGCAACACCUUGGGUUGAUUUCCAUGGUCCAGAGGGUGUCAAUCCAAAGGGACCCAGCAGCCCCCACGCUGGCUAAAAUAUGGUAUGAUGGGACAAGCCUGUUCACGUGGGGUCAGUCUGAAUCACAAACAACCUGGCAGUCCAACCUUGAUAAUCACUGGGAGGAGGGAAACUGAGGCAUGAAGCAGAUCCCUGGGUUUGCAGAGGGAUAGGAUAGUCCAAUCUCCUGAAACCUGUACUCCGAGCUCUAAAGCCUUCCUGAGGGGCUGAGGUGUACAGUGGACAGGUUCCAAACAGCGAGAGCAGGGUGUAACCUAUGCACCUUCCCCUUCCCUCGCUGGGAGGAGCCCUGCAGCCUGGGCACUUGUGUGGAGGGUGCUGGCUGAGUCCUGCCGACUAGCUUGGGUAUAGGACUUACACAUGGGGGAGGGAGGCCAUACCCCCACUUCCUUUUCCAUUCCUCUGGGUUUGUUGAUAUUUUUUUGCACCCUUACUGCCCACCAAUAAAAAUUGUCUACAUUGAGCAUAA
Molecule: messenger RNA, 2256 nt
Organism: Nannospalax galili (Upper Galilee mountains blind mole rat)
Lineage: Eukaryota; Metazoa; Chordata; Mammalia; Rodentia; Spalacidae
Gene: Tent5b
Product: terminal nucleotidyltransferase 5B
Exons: 2
Coding region: 147-1427 (426 amino acids)
Biological process (GO): mRNA stabilization
Molecular function (GO): poly(A) RNA polymerase activity; RNA binding
Source: RefSeq, a predicted model, not a curated record